Molecule: messenger RNA, 2493 nt
Organism: Coccinella septempunctata (seven-spotted ladybird)
Lineage: Eukaryota; Metazoa; Arthropoda; Insecta; Coleoptera; Coccinellidae
Product: putative inorganic phosphate cotransporter
Exons: 9
Coding region: 501-2066 (521 amino acids)
Biological process (GO): transmembrane transport; monoatomic anion transport
Molecular function (GO): transmembrane transporter activity
Source: RefSeq, a predicted model, not a curated record
UCUAUUCAUAAAGUUGGCCGCGUGGUUUUCUGAAACCUAGUAAUGAAUAGUGCUGAAUUUCAUACCGGCAUCAGUAUAGUGUGAAAAUCGAUAAUUGGUGAACAAACCGGCUUUAUCCGCAUCUAAGAUAAUCUCGAGCGAAUCCAAAAUUUCCGAAAAAGUCACAAAUCAACGUAUGAUGAGAUAAUUGUCGAUUAUGAAAAUUUAUUUAAAAUUUUUAUUAUAUAAUUUAUUCACAUUGGUAUUAUCGAGGAAAAGGAAGAGGUUAAAGUGAACGGACUCCAGAGAUCUUCGUCCAGUUUUCCCAAGUUCCUUAAUUAUUUAUUACACAAGUGAUACUACAUUAUUUAUUGUUGAUUAGGUUUAUAUGAUAUUGUUUGUUAGUUUGAAAAUAUUGAAAAUGGAAAGUUAUUCUUGAUCUUGAAUCAUUUUACGGAUAUCGACCUAAAAUAAAUACGAACAGUUUAUUAACGCUGAUACAGGAACUAACAGUAACAAAAAUGACAAGCAACUUGAAAAACGGCAAGGACUUCCACAAAACCAAAUACACCGUCGUCACUGUAGAUGAUAACAUUGAUAUCGGAAAAAAGAAACCAGUAUGGUUUGGUACGAGACACUUCGUGACCUUCAUGCUAUUUUUGGGCAUGGCCAAUGCUUAUAUUAUGAGGACCAAUAUGUCCGUAGCCAUCGUGGCUAUGGUCAACCAUACUGCAAUCAGCAAGGCACAAGGACACAAUCAUUUGGAGAGCGUUGACACAGAAUGUGGACAUUUCACCAUUAACGGGUCGUCUAAUCAUAAGGAAGCAGAUGGCGAGUUUGAAUGGGAAACUGACGUUCAGGGCUAUGUGCUGAGCUCCUUCUUCUACGGCUACGUGAUAACGCAGAUACCUUUCGGAAUUUUGUCCAAGAGAUACGGCAACAUCUACUUCCUGGGAGUCGGAAUGCUGAUAAAUUCGCUGUUUGGUCUUCUGGUUCCUGUAUCCGCCAAAUAUGGCAUUUGGUGGUUAAUCGCAGUGAGAUUUAUCCAAGGACUGGGCGAGGGACCAAUAGUACCAUGCACUCAUGCUCUGCUGGCCAAAUGGAUCCCCCCAAAUGAGAGAAGCAGAAUGGGCGCUUUCGUGUACGCAGGUGCCCAAUUUGGGACUGUCAUCUCUAUGCCUUUGAGUGGUCUGCUGUCAGUUUCUGAGUGGGGAUGGCCUUCGGUAUUUUACGUUUUUGGAGCCAUAGGCACCAUAUGGUGCAUCUUCUUUUUGAUUUUUGUCCACGAGGAUCCAUUCUCCAGCCCGAGAAUAGAUGACGACGAACGAAAAUACAUACAGAAAACACUUGGAGUUGUACAUGGCGCAGCUACUCCUAAAAUACCAUGGAGGGCAAUUUCGAGGUCCAUGCCUUUUUGGGCGAUAUUGUUAGCCCACAUGGGUCACAAUUUCGGUUACGAAACUCUCAUGACAGAGUUGCCAACUUAUAUGAAGCAGAUUCUACGAUUCAGUAUUAAAGACAAUGGGUUCCUAUCCUCUAUGCCUUACCUAGCUAUGUGGCUGUUCUCGAUAUUUAUAAGUCACGUAGCAGACUGGAUGCUGUCAAAGCCAUACUUCACGCACACAGUGGUGAGAAAACUGAUUAACUCUAUCGGACAAUUUGGUCCUGCCAUAGCGCUUAUCGGUGCAUCUUUUACUGGCUGUAACAAAUGGCUAACAGUAGCCAUUCUGACGGUUGGUGUGGGCUUGAAUGGUGGAAUUUAUUCCGGUUUCAAAGUCAACCAUUUGGACAUUUCUCCACAAUUUGCCGGCAUACUUAUGGCCCUCACCAAUUGCCUUGCGAAUCUUGCUGGUUUGUUGGCGCCAAUUUAUGCUGGCCAUGUUGUUAUAGGAACGCCAAGCCAAGCCAAAUGGAGAAUUGUGUUUCUCACAGCGGCCGCCGUGUAUAUGGGCUGCUGUACAUUCUACGUCAUGUUUGGUUCAGGAGAACGACAACCCUGGGACCAAGAUCCGAACCAACAACAAAGUCUGAAGGAGAAGAAAAAACGCGGACCAACAGAGACCAAAAUUGAGACAACGUGUGCCUAAUUCAGAUACACAAAUAUCGUGAGUUUCGAGAUAAACAAUUGUGAAUACUGUAUAAGUAAGAAGCUUGGAACGAGGGGGUUAGAAAUGGAAACGACCUCAGUUCGUUAAAAAAUUGGAUCACCUUUCUUCCUUUUCCUAUUCAGCUCAAUAUUACAGUUUUGGAAAAAACGGAAUUGGAUUUUUUUUUCUAUCGGGAUAUUCGAUAUGAUAGAUGCAGGAUUGAGCGAACCUUAGUUUUAUAAUGGUUUUCCCUUUUCAACUUCCUUGUCCAGAAACAAUGAUAAUAAUAUUUUUUUAACUGUAGUAUUUAGAUUAGGUAGAUCCUCCGUAUUAUGUAUGAUGUGUGAAUAAUGUGUAGAACACAUAAUGAAAAAUGUUGUUACCUACAUAAGAAGAAUGUUUAUAUUCAUUACAUCUGAUUUUUAUA